AUGAAAUUUUCUGACUUUACAAAACAUUUUACUCAAAGAGUGUUCUUGGAUGCAUUUUCGUCUUUUGAAGGAACGAUUGAUUUGGUUUGGGAUGGAAAAAAGAUGAUGAGGCUGCUGAAUUUGAUUGUAACCCCCAACUUGUUGUCACAAAAUUUAAAUGUUGGAAAGAAUUAUUCUUUAAAUAAUCCUGGAUAUUCCAACGCUGCAAACCUUGUAUUUCUUCUUUAUGCAACUCAAACAUCUAUUGAAUUGGUCAAAAGUUGGUUAAGAAAAUUGGAUGAUAGGUGUCAAUGCUCUGUCCAUCUAUUUUUCAUUCCAGAAAAGACCUACACUCUCACAGAACGCUUAAAAGACGAUAAAUCAGUUUGGGAUAAAAUUUGUACAAUUAAAAGCCUUCCAGUCAAUUGGUUCCCUUCAGAACAAUCUUCAUUAAUUUCAAUGGAUUUACCCCAAUUACCUCCACAAUUAUUUAUCAAUGGAGAUUGGAAUUUUCUUUUUCAAUGUGCAAAAGCUUUGAAACAAUUGGUUGAUCAAUUUAAUCGUUUGCCUAAUUUUUAUUCGAAGGGGAAAUGGUCGUUGAGAAUUUUGGAAAUUAUGAAGAAACAAAUUGAAAGUACACCAAAGAAAGCCUUAGACUCCACCAAAAACGAAUUUCGAAAUAUUUCUGAUGUUGUUCUAAUUGAUAGAUGGAUUGAUCCACUUACUCCUAUGUUGAGACAAUCUACUUUUGGUGGAGUUUGUGAUGAGUUGUUUGGAAUUGAUUCGAGAGGAAUAAUAAAAAUCCCUGCAGAAGAAUCCUCUGAUGAUAAACCUGACAAGUCAAAGAAGGAAGAAUUUGAAGAAAUUCAAUUAAACGAUCAAGUUUACGAACAAUUACAAGAUUUGUCUGUUGGUGGAGUUGCUUUAAAAUUAAGAGAAAUUGUUGAUGAAUUGAAAGGGGAAGAAUUGCAAAGAAAAUCUCUCGAUUCUGUUGCCCAAUACAAAAAUUUCAUAGCAAAAUUGCCCAAUGUUGUUGUUAAGCGUAAAUCAACGGGAAUAUUUAUGCGACUUGCAGGAGUAGUGCAACAGCGAGAAUCUGAUGAUUUUUAUAGAGGAUUAUUGCGGUGUGAACAAGAAAUUAUGCGUAAUCCACAACAUGAUAAAACCCAUCCAUUUAUUGAAAAUUCACUUAUUGAAAUGAGAGAAAUCAAUUCGAUUUUGCGUUUAAUAAUUUUACAGUCAUUAAUUUCAAAUGGGUUGAAAUCUUCUGUUCUUCAGACUUAUACAAAGCUGAUCGUUCAGAGUUAUGGAAUAUCAGAAUUAAAAUUGUUAUUAAAAUUACAACUUGCUGGUUUAGUAAAAGAUGAAAAUUUUUGUGAAAAGAGAUGGGACGUUUCUUACACUCCUGGCAAUUUUAAUCAAUUAAUUAGAAAAUAUAAAUUUGCGUUGGCUGAUUUGGAUGAUUUGAGAAAAACAGAAGUCAAGAUAGGCAAGCCAUCCCUCUUAAUUAGAAUAAUAGAAGAAGGAUUACAAAAAGAAUGGAUAGAUUUUAACAAAACUUUAAUGGAAACAACAACAGAAAACAACCAAAAUUUCCAACAAAAAGAUUCUUUUUCAGAAGAAAAUAAACAAACAUUAAUUUUUGUUAUUGGAGGGAUAACUAGAGCAGAAAUGUCUAUUUUAAAUUCUUUACCUUUUAAAAUAUUUUGUUGUACUACAGAUUUUAUGAAUUCUAAUGAUUUGAUUAAUUCGUUUAGAUUUUAAAAUUUGAAGAAAAAAUUUUUUUUAAAUUUUAUUAGGACAUUUUAUCCAAUAAAAACAAAUAGGUAUAUUUAAUUGGCCAACUUUUAUUUUUCAUUCUAAAAAUUAAGGAUUGGACUGUACCAGUGUUGCCGCGGGUACAAAAAUCUUCGGGUACGGGCAUCGGGUUGGAGCGUUUUUAUUUCGGGUUGCAAAAAUUUCGGGUAUAGGUUUCGGGCGGCAACCCUGGACUGAACUAGAGGGGGUUUUGUCCGAAAAUCCUGCUUCAAUCUAGGUUUGUUCACG
Molecule: messenger RNA, 2025 nt
Organism: Meloidogyne enterolobii
Lineage: Eukaryota; Metazoa; Nematoda; Chromadorea; Rhabditida; Meloidogynidae
Source: the annotation of a GenBank genome assembly